Messenger RNA from Cuscuta campestris, 942 nucleotides. Lineage: Eukaryota; Viridiplantae; Streptophyta; Magnoliopsida; Solanales; Convolvulaceae. The record is from the annotation of a GenBank genome assembly.
GAAAAUAAACAUUAUUUUUAUCAUUAAGAUUUAUCUAAAAUAAAUUAAAAACAUCACUCCCAAACAUGUGUCACACAUAUUGUCGGCGGGAAUAUUUGUCAAUCCAACAAUGACUAAAUUGAUCAAACAUUAGAGGCUAAUAAGCGUCAUUCUUUGAUCAUCACCAUGGCCAAAUCCUUCCCAAAAUCCAACCUUUCCAUCUUCUUCUUCAUAUCUCUCUUUUUUUCAAAUUUCAUCCCCUUUGCAGAUUCCCACCAUGAAUUCUCAACAAUCCUCUCAAAGGAAUCAAUGGGACUUAAAAGAGAAAAGCUAAGCCACCUCCGCUUCUUCUUCCACGACAUCGUCGCCGGCGAAAACCCCACCGCCGUCAAGGUAGCCCAGGCCGCCGCCACCAACAGAUCCGCCACCGGGUUCGGGAUGAUGGCCGUGGUCGACGACCCACUGACCGCCGGCCCGAACCUCUCGUCCAGGCUCGUCGGGCGGGCGCAAGGGGUGUACGCGUCGGCCGCCGUCGACGAGGUCGGAUUGUUGAUGGUUCUCAACUUCGCGUUUGUGGGUGGGAAGUACCGCGGAAGCUGCCUGAGUGUGCUGGGAAGAAACGCCGUGUCCUCCGCCGUGAGGGAGAUGCCGAUUGUCGGCGGGACUGGACUUUUCCGGUUCGCUCGCGGCUAUGCUCUGGCGAAGACUCGCAUUUAUGAUCCCACCACCGGAAACGCCGUCGUGGAGUACAAUGUUUACGUUUUGCAUUAUUAAUUAUUACCCCCUCCGUCCUAUAAUGUACGAAGUUUGACCGACUUUAUUUUUAAUUCAAUUUAUUUGAUUGUAGGUGUAAAUUAAAAAAUAAAAUUUAUAUAUUUAAAAACUACAUCAAAAGUUCUACAAAACAAGUGGUGACAAGACUAUAUUAUUUUAUCAAAUAUCUAAUGAAAAUAGGUAAAGAAA